Balaenoptera ricei (Rice's whale) is the source of this 2325-nucleotide messenger RNA. RefSeq names its product MSS51 mitochondrial translational activator (gene MSS51). Lineage: Eukaryota; Metazoa; Chordata; Mammalia; Artiodactyla; Balaenopteridae. The record is from RefSeq and is a predicted model, not a curated record.
UUCUAAGCAUCUAUAUUAUAUAUAGAACUUCAUGUAUAAUACAUAUAUGUAUAAUUAUAUUCACAUAUAAUUAUUUCUCUUUUUCACAACUGCCUGUGGUGAUCAAUAAUCUGUAGAUAUGAAAUAAAUCUUACUGAUACCUGGGCCUGAGAGACUGGAAUGACAAGUGAAAGGUCAAACAUAUGAAAAAACAUCGUAUGUGUCCAACUUACAAAAUUCCAUUCCAUAUCUGUUCUACGUAUAGUCCCCAGGUAUCACUGGACAGGCCAUGGCUCAACGGUCCCGAUGACGAAGGCGCAAGAAACCCCCCUCAUCAGUGGCUCCCGUGGUUGUGACCCUACCCACAAUUGUGACUCCUGUGCCUCUGACCCUCUCAAAACCUGGCCCUAGCAUUGAUACCCUUGGCUUCUUCUCCUUGGAGAAUAAUGUUCCUGGCCUAUCCCAGCUGAUCCUUCAAAAGCUGAACAUGAAAAGAUAUGAAGAAUACAAGUUGGUGCUAGAUGGGGAUACUCCUGUAUCAGGCUUUGGAUAUCGAUGCCUUCAAGAAAUGUUCCAGAAGAUGGAGGACACAUUCUGAUUCUGUGUUCACUGUAAAGUACUCCCUAGUGGCCUUUCAAACUCCAACGUCCUCCGGCACUGCAAGAGGUGCAGAAAUGUCUAUUACUGUGGUCCAGAGUGCCAGAGGUCAGACUGGCCAGCACACAGGAGGGUUUGUCAAGAGCUGCGUCUUGUAGCUGUGGACCCUAUGGAAUGGCUUCCGGUCACAGGUGAUUUUGUCCUUCCCUCAGGACCUUGGUCUUGGCUGACUAAAGUCGUACAGGGCUGGGACACCUGGUUUUCUAUGCGACAUUUACAACUAGAGGCUACUCUGGAUGCUGUGCUUGGUAGUCAGGCCAUGACCACCCUGUGGGCCAGUGUAGGAUGGCCAAGGCCAGAUCCAGAUGUCCUGCAGGGCUCUUUGAAGCAGUUGCUGACAAUUGCCCUGUCACGGCCCUUGACACUGGGCUUUGGGCUUCAGGCCUUGGGGAUAAAUGUUGGAAGGUCGGGGGGAAGCACAGUGCACGUGGUUGGUGCUUCUCAUGCAGAGACGUUCCUCACUCACUCUGGGGACUAUGAUGAACUUGGCUACAUGUUUCCUGGGCACCUUGGCCUCCAUGUAAUCAUGGUGGGUGUAGAUGUAGCUGCUGGCUUUUCACAGAGUGCCUCACCUUCACUCCUGGAACCUGGCACAGUUCAGCUUAGUGGCCAUAGGGGCCUCUAUCAUGACUUCUGGGAGGAGCAGGUAGAGUCUGGGCCGAUAGCCCAUCCAGAUUUGGUGGUGGUAUUCCAUCCAGGUUUCCAUGCUUCCCCGGACCUGAUGGAGGCUUGGCUGCCCACCCUCUUGCUACUUCGUGAUUAUGAGAUCCCUACGAUGAUUACUGUUUACAGCCAGCAGGAGUUGGCAGCCUCUUUGCAGAUUCUGGUGGACCUGGAUACACACAUCACAGCCUAUGGAGCUAAUCCUUUUGCGUCCCUCAAACCUGAACAGGUCUACUCCAACCCCAGCAAGCAGCCAGUAUACUGCAGUGCCUACUAUAUCAUGUUUCUUGGAAGCUCCUGCCAGCUGGAUAAGAGGCAAUUGGAAGAGAAAGUAAAUGGCAGGGUAUAAAUAGCUGAGCCAGAUCCUGACUGGAUGUCUAGAAAAGGCAGAGAUUGUGAUGAAAUUACCUGCUGAUGCCAGAUUAUUGCCAACUUUCAAAUCCACUGUAUCGUAAACUUAAUUCACUUGUCUCGGUAGAUUCUAAGCUGAAUGGGAGCUCCUGUAUGAUGUGACUCAUGUCUAAGAGGUUAGCCACAUGUAGCUUCUAGAGACAGGAUUCUAGAUUUAGUGUGUGGCAAAAGGCACUUGUAUCAGUCUUUGUAGAGCCUUAAGUUCCUAAGAGUUUCCUUCAUGAGAAAGUUAUACGUUUUGACUUUAACCGGAUGGCACCAAGGAGAAGAAUGGCACCUUAUUCUUCUGAAAAAGACUUUCUUCUUAUACAGCAAUUUGGGCUAAAAAAUGCAGAGGUCUUAAUGACUUGAAGUAGUGGAAACAUGAGCAAGUCAGAGAAGUGGUUGGGAACAUGGGGGAGGUUGUGAGGAUUGGCACACUGUUCUACUUCCUGGCUUUUUCGAGAUACAUGUCUCAUUUUCCUAUUUUCUCUUGGGGACUUCUAAUUUUAGAGCAGCUUUUUGCCCUUGUGUUGUAUUUUAGGUAUCCCAGGGUGUAUCAGACUUUACUUGAAUAUACUGGAGUUUGUUAUCACCUGGUCUAUACCACAAUAAACUCAGUUUGGGGCUUCUUAA